UUGUGUUUCACCUUAACUUGGAAUUUCUUCCCCUUGACUCUCUUCCUCUGGGUAUCAGUUGAAGGUCUGUAACUCUGUACUCGAUAAGUAACUAAAUAUACCCAGCUCUCAACUUUUGGCUUCCCCAAAUUUACAAAAAUGAUUGGAGCUUCCAAUAUGCUGGAGUUAUGGCGGAUUCCUUCUAACAAAUUAUUGUUCGGAACCUCCAAAUUUAUCAAAGGUUCUAGACAAUUACCCCAAAGAGCAUUUUAUCCUAUAAUGUGUUUAUGCAAAGAGAUACAGACCACUACUGCUGAAAAAAUUAUGGGUGCUAGUUAUAUUCCUGAAACCAAAUUCAAAAAAGAAAUCAAAGUGAAGGUUAAUGAAACCAUGAAAAUCGAAGGUAUUGGUGCUUUUCAAAAGCUACCCAUGGUAAUGCCAUCUAUUGAUAUAAUCCAAUCUGCUAUACGGAAAUCUAAGAAGGUUUCAGCUACAAAGGGCAUUGCUAAUAUUGCUAAGCGAGAGAGGAACCGCGGUGCUAAGCAACUUGACGCGCUGAUGAAGGAGUUGGCAGUUCCACUUAGAACUUAUACAGAAAACUUCCCUAACAAAAAUCAUUUGCAUCCUUAUGAGCGUUCCCUUAUUGAACUGACGCUUGGAGAUGGGAAUUAUGAAGAGGUUUUGUUGAAGGUAAACAAUCUGCGAAAGAAGGUUACAUCUGUUGGAAAGGAACAUGCUUCUCUUUGUGCCAAGUCGUUGACAAAGAAAGAGGCAGAGGAACGGUUGAACGAGGGUAUAAAAAGAGUGGAAGAAACUUAUUACCGUGAAAGAAAGGCUGUUGAUGAUUUGCUGGAUAUUGCCAAGACAUUACGAGCUAUGCCAGUGGUUGAUCUGGAAACUCCAACACUGUCUCUUGUUGGAGCCCCUAAUGUUGGAAAAUCAUCUUUAGUUCGUAUUCUAUCAACAGGAAAACCUGAGAUUUGUAACUAUCCAUUCACAACCAGGGGAAUUUUGAUGGGUCAUAUUGUUGUGAACUAUCAGCGUUUUCAGGUUACAGACACUCCGGGUGUACUCAAGAGAUUAGAUGAGGAGAGGAACAAUUUGGAGAAGCUGACUCUUGCAGUCCUCACACAUUUGCCAACAGCAGUACUAUAUGUUCAUGAUUUAACAGGUGAAUGUGGAACUUCAGCGUCAGACCAGUUCACAACGUACAUGGAAAUCAAGGAGAGAUUCAGCAAUCAUCUUUGGAUUGAUGUUGUUUCCAAAUGUGAUAUUUUGCCUGAGUCCCCUUCCUCCUUCAUAACUGAAGACUUGGCUGCUGAUAAUUCGGAUCUGGCAAGAUAUAGGUUAUUUGGGCCUGAAGGAGCCAUUCGUGUAUCUGUAAAGAGUGGACUUGGUCUCGAUGAGCUAAAGCAGAAGGUUCACAAUAUGCUCAUCUCCCAAUCAGCUAGGAUCAAAAGCGAGAUAAUAGACCCAGAACGUGCUGCAACUACUUCAUGAAAAUUGUUCUAUUUCAUAGUCCCCUCUGCAGCAUGUCUUAUGAUCCUGGUGUAGAUUGAAGAAGCCAAGGUCACAUAGUGCCCUCUGCAGAAUUUGCUGCUCGGAUCAUCGUUUAUAAUCAAACUGUUAUAAUGGAAGAAAAUCAGUUAUUUCGCCUGUUUGGCACAAAAAGAAGCUCCUCUUUUUGGAAUGUAUCUUAAGUGGAGGAUGAUCCAUUGAUCUUGAUCCCCCAACACACCCUCCCCGUAGUUUUUUCUUUGUUUUCUAUCGGCCUUUGGAGAAAAGAAGGGGAUUUUGCUUGCAAUUGUUCUAUAGUGAUAAAUUGUCAUAUAAAGGGUUGGUGAAAAAGUUGCCAUUACUUUUAUGCUGUAACAUUGUACAGAAUCAGGAAUGUAGUUAUAUGAGUAAUUGAAUAAUUUUUUCAUAAUAAUAUUGCAUUUUUGUAGUGAA
Molecule: messenger RNA, 1929 nt
Organism: Chenopodium quinoa (quinoa)
Lineage: Eukaryota; Viridiplantae; Streptophyta; Magnoliopsida; Caryophyllales; Amaranthaceae
Product: nucleolar GTP-binding protein 1-like
Exons: 14
Coding region: 139-1479 (446 amino acids)
Biological process (GO): ribosomal large subunit biogenesis
Cellular component (GO): nucleolus
Molecular function (GO): GTPase activity; RNA binding; GTP binding
Source: RefSeq, a predicted model, not a curated record